AUGAUGCACAGGUGCAGUAGCUCUCAGGGAAACAUGGUGGGUCCAUGUUCAUGUGGCCUGUUUCAUAACCAAAGCAACUCCUUCUCGAUGCUAUUUUCCAUGCCAAACCCCCACAAAUCUUUCGAUGAAACAGACAUGUACGCUUACACGUCCUCUUCUUCUUCUUCCGUUGAUUGCACUCUCUCCUUGGGGACUCCAUCUACUCGUCUCUGCGAAGACGAUGACAAGCGUAUCCGCCAUGACCGCCGCUCUGGUUCUUGCAUGUCUAACUUUUGCUGGGACUUGUUACAGAACAAGAACGCGCCUUAUUCACAGCAAACCCCAAAAGCCAGCCGUGGGAGCAGUGGAAAUAGCAGUAGCAGCUCAGGCAAUGAUCCUCUCCUAGCUCGCCGCUGUGCUAACUGUGACACCACUUCCACACCGCUUUGGAGGAACGGACCAAGAGGUCCAAAGUCACUUUGCAAUGCCUGUGGAAUUCGAUUCAAAAAAGAAGAAAGAAGAGCUACAGCAAAUGCGAACAACUCGGGUGCAACAGCUUCAAUGCUGGAGCAGCAACACCAUGGCUACCACAACAAUUCAUGGGUUCAUCACUCCCAGAACCAGAAAAUGCCAUGUUUCUCACCUGUCAAUGAAUUCAGGUUCAUUGAAGAUACUGAUCGAGAUUCUGAUACAGGCAUUCCAUUCCUUUCUUGGAGACUCAACGUCACAGACAGGCCAACAAGCCUUGUCCAUGACUUUACAAGAUGAAAGAACAAAAAAAGAAAGAAGAAAAAGAAAAGAAAAACCCCACCACUGACGGUCAAGAUCAUGCAGCAAUGACUGAAACGUAUCACGAUGAAGAUGUUGAUGAAGGUGUGUUUGUGAUGGUGAUGUUGAUGGUUACAUGGUCUUCGUUUCUUCUCGCCAAAAUUCUUUUUUAUUUUUUUAUUUGUGCUUUUUCAGUUUGUUUCCUUUGUCUCCGUCUUCUACAGAUGGAGUAAGAACGGGAUAAUUCUAUGUUCUUAGUUGCCUUUCUCUCUUUUUUUUUUUCGGGUUUUGAAUUUUUUUUUCUUUUUCCCAAGUUCUUUACCUUUUCUUUCUCUUUCAGUUUUUUUAUAUAAAACCCUUUCCGUUUGAGAGAGUUUCACUUUCACUUUCCCCUAGUUUGCCAGUUCCUCUUCCCCCACUACGUUUAAAUGAUAUCAAAGUUCAUCAUCAUCAUCAUGAUUAUGAUGAGUUCAGCACCGUUAGAUUGAUUCCUGAUUUCCCCUGAUGUAAUGUAAUAACAUAGGACGUCUUAGCUUACAUAUGCAAAUGGUACCCUUUUUCAUGAUAUAUGAACUGAAGUUCACUUUA
Messenger RNA from Theobroma cacao (cacao), 1335 nucleotides. RefSeq names its product GATA transcription factor 18. Gene Ontology annotation, biological process: regulation of DNA-templated transcription. The record is from RefSeq and is a predicted model, not a curated record. Gene Ontology annotation, molecular function: sequence-specific DNA binding; zinc ion binding. Lineage: Eukaryota; Viridiplantae; Streptophyta; Magnoliopsida; Malvales; Malvaceae.